CCCCGCCUGCGCGGGACCGGUGCGCUAGCCAGGAAGGGCCGCGGAGGGCGCCUGCAGCUGCGCCGCCCGCCUCGCCACGGUCCGGGUGACAGCCCUGAAACGCCGGCGGAGGCCGACUCUGCGCGAGAAGCUGCCGGCCGGCCGGCAGGGGCUACCCGAAGGCCAGGCUUCCCCUUUCGCAGGGUGGGGACGCGCAGGAGGCGGGCCCGCAGCCCCGCGCCCAGGAGGGCUGGAAAGCGGCAGCAGGAAAAGGUUCAUAAUGGAGCCUUUCAUCGGGAGCCGGUGGCCAGGUGCCAGGACUGACUCCGGGGAGGCCAGCAUGCUGGUGUAGGCCUGCCCCGCGCGCUUUCCCUCCCGCCCGCUUGCCUGCCUGCCUGCCUCUCUCCCGGCGGCGGCGGCCGCUGCUGGUGCUGCUGCUGCUGCUGCGUGGACCCUGCUUCCUGUUUGCCCUCCGCGGGCUCCGGCUGCCAUGGAAGAGGAAGAAGAGGCAAUAGGCUUUUUGGACAAGGUUCUGGAAGAUGAAGAUGUAUUUCUCCUGGAGGAGUGUGAGCUGGGAACCCCGACUAGCCCCGGCUCAGGGUCCCCCUUCUUGGUGGCUGUGAAGGUGGAGGCAGGGAAAGGCCUGGAGAUGAGGAAGCUGGUUCUCUCUGGCUUCUUGGCCAGUGAAGAGAUCUACAUUAACCAGUUGGAAGCCCUGUUGUUGCCCAUGAAACCCCUGAAGGCCACAGCCACCACGUCCCAGCCUGUGCUCACCAUCCAGCAGAUUGAGACCAUCUUCUACAAGAUCCAGGACAUCUAUGAGAUCCACAAGGAGUUUUAUGACAACCUCUGUCCCAAGGUGCAGCAGUGGGACAGCCAGGUCACCAUGGGCCACCUCUUCCAGAAGCUGGCCAGCCAGCUUGGUGUGUACAAAGCAUUUGUGGAUAACUAUAAAGUCGCUCUGGAGACAGCUGAGAAGUGCAGCCAGUCCAACAACCAGUUCCAGAAGAUCUCAGAGGAACUCAAAGUGAAAGGGCCCAAGGACUCCAAGGACAGCCACACAUCAGUCACCAUGGAAGCUCUGCUCUACAAGCCCAUUGACCGAGUUACUCGGAGUACCCUGGUCCUACACGAUCUUCUGAAGCACACACCUGUGGACCACCCAGACUACCCACUGUUACAGGAUGCCCUCCGCAUCUCUCAGAACUUCCUGUCCAGCAUCAAUGAAGACAUUGACCCCCGCCGGACUGCAGUCACUACUCCCAAGGGGGAGACGCGGCAGCUGGUGAAGGACGGCUUCCUGGUGGAAAUGUCGGAGAGCUCCCGGAAGCUGCGGCAUGUCUUCCUCUUUACAGAUGUCCUGCUGUGCGCCAAGCUGAAGAAGACCUCCGCAGGGAAGCACCAGCAGUAUGACUGUAAGUGGUACAUCCCCCUGGCCGACUUAGUGUUCCCAUCCCCCGAGGAGUCCGAGGCCAGCCCCCACGUGCACCCCUUCCCAGACCAUGAGCUAGAGGACAUGAAAAUGAAGAUCUCUGCCCUCAAGAGUGAAAUCCAGAAGGAGAAAGCCAACAAAGGGCAGAGCCGGGCCAUCGAGCGCCUCAAAAAGAAGAUGUUUGAGAAUGAGUUCUUACUGCUGCUCAAUUCCCCCACAAUCCCGUUUCGGAUCCACAAUCGGAAUGGAAAGAGCUACUUGUUCUUACUAUCCUCGGACUACGAGAGGUCAGAGUGGAGAGAAGCAAUCCAGAAACUACAGAAGAAGGAUCUCCAGGCCUUCGUCCUGAGCUCAGUGGAGCUCCAGGUACUCACGGGAUCCUGUUUCAAGCUUAGGACUGUACACAACAUUCCUGUCACCAGCAAUAAAGAUGACGAUGAGUCUCCAGGACUCUAUGGCUUCCUCCAUGUCAUCGUUCACUCUGCCAAGGGGUUUAAACAAUCAGCUAACCUGUACUGUACCCUGGAGGUGGAUUCCUUUGGCUAUUUUGUCAGUAAAGCCAAAACCAGGGUGUUCCGGGACACAACAGAGCCCAAGUGGGAUGAGGAGUUUGAAAUCGAGCUGGAGGGUUCCCAAUCCCUGAGGAUCUUGUGCUAUGAGAAGUGCUAUGACAAGACCAAGGUCAACAAGGACAACAAUGAGAUCGUGGACAAGAUCAUGGGCAAAGGGCAGAUCCAGUUGGAUCCACAAACUGUAGAAACCAAGAACUGGCACACAGAUGUGAUUGAGAUGAAUGGGAUCAAAGUGGAAUUCUCCAUGAAAUUCACCAGCCGGGACAUGAGCCUGAAGAGGACCCCAUCCAAAAAGCAGACCGGCGUCUUUGGGGUGAAGAUCAGUGUGGUGACUAAGCGGGAGCGCUCCAAGGUGCCCUACAUCGUGCGGCAGUGUGUGGAAGAGGUGGAGAAGAGGGGCAUCGAGGAGGUUGGCAUCUACCGGAUAUCAGGAGUGGCCACGGACAUCCAGGCACUGAAAGCUGUCUUUGAUGCCAAUAACAAGGACAUCCUGUUAAUGCUGAGUGACAUGGACAUCAAUGCCAUUGCUGGCACCCUCAAGCUGUAUUUCCGGGAACUGCCUGAGCCUCUCCUCACAGACCGACUUUACCCAGCCUUUAUGGAAGGCAUCGCCCUGUCAGACCCUGCCGCCAAGGAGAACUGCAUGAUGCACCUGCUCCGCUCCCUGCCCGACCCCAAUCUCAUCACCUUCCUCUUCCUGCUGGAACACUUGAAAAGGGUUGCUGAGAAGGAGCCCAUUAACAAAAUGUCGCUUCACAACCUGGCCACCGUGUUUGGCCCCACGUUACUGAGACCCUCAGAAGUGGAGAGCAAAGCACAUCUCACAUCGGCUGCAGACAUCUGGUCCCAUGAUGUCAUGGCACAGGUGCAGGUCCUCCUCUACUACCUGCAGCACCCCCCCAUCUCCUUUGCAGAACUGAAGCGGAACACACUGUACUUUUCCACUGAUGUGUAGCCCGAGGAGGGGUGGCUGUGGGGGAUGGCCAGUGCCGGCCCCUCCAGCCAGAGCCCAACACAGACUUGAAAGACUGCAAUAGAAACUCCCCAGCCCAGCACUCCAGACUCCAAGGGAAGCCAACUUCCAAGAACUGGAAUAUGUGCAUCUUUUGUGCCACCUUGUACAAAGCCAGCUGACCAGCCCCCAGCCUCACCGCCACACCCCGGCUCCUGCCCUCUGUACCUCUAGUUGUGUCUAAUGCUCCGUGCUGUUUGGGAAUUGUUUAAUGUCUAUCUGUUAUGCAGAAAAGGUAGUGACCGACCAUGUGUGGGCACACAGCCUGCUUUAUUCUUUCAUUUCCCCCAAGCCUUUCUUUCCUCCUGAGUCCAGUCCAAGGGCUUUUAUUUGGCACUGUGUAGCUGCCACCAGCUUCUCUUUUCUUGGCCCUGCUCCUAGACUGCAGCCUCCCCUCAGUGUCCUCCACCCUUGCCUCCGUCCCAGCCCAGCCGCAUGCAUGUGCAGCUUCAGUUUUUGCUCCAAACACCUGGAAAGUUCUGCAGAGGUCCUGGGCAGCAGUGGUGGCCUAUCCAAUGCACUGCCCUGGGCCUCUCCCCACCCUCCACUGUGGGAACACACCUGCUUGCCUUGCUGCCUGUGCAAAUGUUGGACAAGGAGACAGACUCACACUAAUCCCACGCUUUAGCACAGAGCUGGAGGGCUGAUUUCUGGGGUUUGUCCGCUCUGUCUCCUGCCUAGCAGUGAGGCAUCUUUGACUGUUUCUUCUACUGCUGAAUUUUCAGUUUUUUCCCCCUGGAGUUCUAUUUCCUUUGAGUGUAAAGACCCACAAGUGACCUGCUAUCAAGAGAGCCAGAGGGUCAGGAAGGCAUCCGGGGAGGUAGGAGAGUCCAGGCUGCUGAGGAAACAAGCCGGGUGGAACAGUCAGCACUGUCCUGAGUUUCGGGGAAGCUGCACUUGGUGUGAGUUACAGAGGCUUUCCUGAUGGAGCCAGGCUUCCUGGAGGGCAACUUCUGUGGCUGGUGCAGGUGUCCAGAAGCAUGCAGGCUCCAUCUCGGAGGCUGCCUGACACCUCACAUACCUCGUGGUACUUUUGCCUUAGAUUUUACACUCUUCACAGCCGAGCACUGCCACGGGGCAGCCCCAACUGCCACGUGCGCUCCAGACCCUGGGAAAGGAAGGCACAAUCCAGCAGUUGCCAGCCAUCACGGUGCUGCCCCUGCCCCAGCUUCUAGAUGCAGCUUUGUGGAUGAACUCUGGAAACUCCCAGAAAUUAGAGGAUGAAGAAUCACAGGCACCUGCCUCUCUUGGGACUGGGUUUUGCUGGGGGACCUCAUUGUUGACGCAGGGGAUCAAGAGGUGCCAUUCCCAACUUUGAGACCCAUUGCUCAGUACUGGAAAGGAGUAAUAUUUAUUCCCAAAGUGCCAGCAAAAGGGGCUUGAACCUUUGCACAACUCCCUGGCUUUUCUAUGUGCCAGAGUCCAUUCUAGGCCCUUAGGAUUAGGGAAAACAGCUCCCACUGCUCGUGCUCAGGGGUAAGUCUAAAGGGCUUGUUGGCCCUGAAGCAGAAGUACUUGCUUGGAGAGAGGCAGGAGCCUUCCUGAUCUAGUUUAUACCUGUCGCCAGUGGAACAGUAUACUCUGCACGCUGGAAUAGGGAAAUGCUGACCACUCAGCUGCCUGUUAGCAGCUUAGCAAGGAGCCCUGCUCCCUGGGGCAGGUGAAGGAAAAGAUCCCACCAUCUGACCAUUCCUGAAGUCUCCGCUUGGCACUUGUUGGUAUGUGGUAUGGAAGAUUCUUGCUUCCAGAAGAUUGUCAAUAACAAAUUAGAGGCCCGGCUAGAGCUAAUUACAGCCCAAAUGGGUGUCUCCUGCCUCCCCAAAAUGUUUGCUUUUCAGUGUCAGACAGCUACUGCAGCCCCCAGCUUGCUUAGGCAAUAUGAGAACAGGAAGGCUGGAAGAGCUGAGAAAUGCAAAAGGCUUAUAAUAUUUAUAAAUUCCACUGAGUGGGGAGGGUUGGGUGCCAGACAUGGACUAAGCUGCACCGAGGAAAUAAAUACCUGGUGGGUUCUCCUGAGCCAGGGACUGCAGCCCAGAACCCCCAGUCACUGUACUUAGCACGGCAGCCUGUGCCAACAGGACUUGAAGGGACAGGCUACAGGAGUCCCAGGCAUGCCUGUCCUUGCUGGGCAAUGGGUGAGGGCUGCCAGUUUUGCUGAUAGAGGUAGGAUGGGACCCUUCAUUAAUAUUUGACUUUAAUAAGUUGGUAAGGAUAUAUUUUUUUGUCUCUGUUCUGUUUCAAUUUAUGUAGAUUAUUAUAAAUUGAUGUAAACCAUGUGAAAGGAAAAUGUUAAUAAAAAAAUGCAAAGCCCCAACAUUUGCACAAAACUUAGCCCUGUGGUAUGGAUGUUUGUGUUCUCAGUAGUCCAGGAAAGACCACCAAUCUAAAUAUUUAACACUUCCAGCUGCAUCCAGAUGUGAAUUUCUAGGAACCUGUUUACCUAGCUAUCUGUCCUUGAACCUUCCUUUUGGGAGCCAGGACAGAGUGUGGGGGCAAUAAACCAGUCCUCUCUUUGCUCGACACAAAGACCUCCCUUUGGACCAGGCUGCUGCAGUCCUCUACAUGAGGUACAAAUGUUUAACCACUGACCUGGCCAUCAGUGUACCUCAGAGAUGACCAUUAGUUGUCCACUGGUUUUCGGUAAUUUUUCUCUGCAGUUUCCUUGGAAGUGGCAUGUCUUUGGGUCAGUCUUUUGGUCUAAUCUGCUUGUUGGAGAAGCUGUAUCCCCCAGAGGGCCCACCCUCCUUUGGUUAAUGUAAGCUCCCACCAGCUUAUGCCCUUGGAUACUGUGUUUAUUCUGGAGAUCAAGAACAGAUGUCUCUGAAAAUUGCUGUUUGGUUUAUGAGCUCAUACUGGCUCCCUAGUCAUCUAAAACAGGAAGCUAUUCAUCUCCUCUCUUGAUUGAAUAGUCAGUGUGGACAAGGCUUGGCUUAUUGAACUGAUGGCUACUGACAUCCUCCAGGCUCAUCUUUGCCAAGUCAAUUGGGAGGGCAGCAUUUCUUGUACUCAAUCCCAUGCACAAGACUAGCUGGUAGAAGAUCCCAGGCAUCUGAGCAUUUUGACAGGUACCAGUAGGACUGACUGACUGCCCUUACUUCAGAGUAGUCCUAGGUUUGAAAUAUUUAGGGACAGUACAGGAAACACUCCUAAAUUUGUUUUUUAUUUUGUUUUGUUUUUGGUGCUGGGGAUUGAACCCAGGGAUUCCUAAAUUUGUUCCCAGAGCUCUGAGGAAUGCUCCCAACAGCCUAGUGAUGAUAUAGCUUCAUGCUUAUAAGAAGGGGGCAAGUAUCAUGUAGAAUUCACCACAGAGGACAGGAGCCCUGUGUACUAGCUCACAUUCAUUGAAAGGAAACAGCUAGGGCUGGGGAUGUGGCUCAAGCGGUAGCGCGCUCGCCUGGCAUGCGUGCAGCCCAGGUUUGAU
Urocitellus parryii (Arctic ground squirrel) is the source of this 6416-nucleotide messenger RNA. It is a transcript of the gene Abr, whose product is annotated as ABR activator of RhoGEF and GTPase. Gene Ontology annotation, biological process: positive regulation of GTPase activity; protein phosphorylation; intracellular signal transduction. Gene Ontology annotation, cellular component: membrane. Gene Ontology annotation, molecular function: guanyl-nucleotide exchange factor activity; GTPase activator activity; protein serine/threonine kinase activity. The record is from RefSeq and is a predicted model, not a curated record. NCBI's taxonomy places the organism in Eukaryota, Metazoa, Chordata, Mammalia, Rodentia, Sciuridae.